Molecule: messenger RNA, 1398 nt
Organism: Scaptodrosophila lebanonensis
Lineage: Eukaryota; Metazoa; Arthropoda; Insecta; Diptera; Drosophilidae
Gene: Vps36
Product: vacuolar protein-sorting-associated protein 36
Exons: 3
Coding region: 59-1270 (403 amino acids)
Biological process (GO): protein transport to vacuole involved in ubiquitin-dependent protein catabolic process via the multivesicular body sorting pathway
Cellular component (GO): late endosome membrane; ESCRT II complex
Molecular function (GO): ubiquitin binding; phosphatidylinositol-3-phosphate binding
Source: RefSeq, a predicted model, not a curated record
CCAAAACAAACCUUGCUAUUUCGUUUUGAGAAUUAUUAAUUGUUGAUCCAGAGCUGCAAUGAAUCGUUUUGCAUAUGUCGAGGCGCGUCUUCAUGAAAACGAAACGUUCGUCAGUCGCGAUCGCAAUGUCAAAAUCUACGAUGGGGACCAAAAGACGGAGUUCGAGGAGGGCGAGAUUGUGUUGACCACACAUCGCUUGUUUUGGGGGCGUCCUGGCGAAAUUGCUCGCGCCGCCAUCACACUCUGCCUGCCACUCAGCUAUGUGAUAUCGCUCAGCGAAGAAACUGCCAGUUCCAACUUCUUUGGCCGCAAAACUCGCAUCAUAAUGCAUUUGCGUCCGCCUCUGCCUGAUAAAGCGCCUGGUCCACUGGAGUCCAGCCGUGCCACCCACAUUAAACUUUCUGGAAAGAAUGGCAUGAGCGUUGAGUUUCACAGCGCACUUCGCGAGACUAUAAAUGCUCGCAUCUGGGAAAUAUCAUUGGUCAGCGAGACCAUCAUUAAUGGGGCAAACACUGGUACAACAUCGCCAAUGUCCGACAGCAACGAUAGGUUGGCGCGUAUACAAAAACGGACCGGCAUUGGCGGCAUAGAGCGCUCGAUUGAAGCGAAGGCCAGGGAAACGGACGAAAAUAUUGCCCUGGCAUUUCAGGAUCUCAGCGUGCUAAUGGCCAUGGCCAAAGAUAUGGUGGGCCUGUCUAAAACCAUCAGUAACAAAAUACGUGAACAAAAGGGCGAAAUAUCCGACGACGAAACAGUGCGCUUUAAAUCCUAUUUACUAAGCCUAGGCAUUGACGAUCCUGUAACUCGUGAUAACUUUAGCAGCAACACCGCAUACUUCAACAGCUUGGCACAACAAAUAUGUGAGAUGUUGCUCGAUCCAAUUGAGGAACACGGCGGCAUGAUGUCCCUUGCCGAUGUCUAUUGUCGCGUGAAUCGCGCUCGUGGUCUUGAAUUGCUUUCGCCGGAGGACUUGUUGCACGCGUGUGAGCAGUUAAAUGGUCCCAUACGGUUGCGUAGCUUUCCUAGCGGCGCCAGAGUUUUGCAGCUAGAGUCCCACGACGAUGCACUGAUAGCAGUGGACACGCUGGAAAAGGUCCAAGCAGCUGAGUCUUUAGCCGUGGAAGAGCUAGCCAAGCAAUUGGGGAUAUCGCUGCUGCUGGCCAAAGAAAGAUUGCUGGUGGCCGAACGCCUGGGCAAGGUGUGUCGCGAUGAGUCCGUGGAGGGCUUGCGAUUUUAUGCAAAUUUGUUGCUCCAACGGGCAAUGGACUAACUAUGUGAAUAUUUAAAAUAGUAUUUGUAAAGCUUUUUAUCACCUUGUCAUAGUUUCACGAUUUAAUAAAAACCGAAAGUUAUGCUUUAUUGCGUUGGCAUAGCUUAUCGCUUAAAUAGCAACAGGAA